CAUCCAGCAGGGAUCACGGAAGGGGGGUGCAUGGCCUGUUAUCUCGCGGCUGCCCGUUCAUCCCAUCUGAGCAGUCACCAACAACUCGCUUGCUGACGGUGAUUCCCACCAAGUGCAACCCCCCAUCCAUCUUUUAUCGAUUUCCCCAGGGCCUAAUGUGCCAAUGCAGUGUGCUCUGCCGCUCUGGGGUCUACGUAGAUGCGGCGUACGUGUGACUGCCUUCCCCUUUCCGCGGAUUCCCUCCACUCCCUUCCCUCCAGGCUGACAGGUCACAGGCUGAGGAAUGACAUCCCAAGACCAUGGACGGGUCUCUUUCCGUAGCGGCACCUUGGCAGCGCCAGCCCUGUCAUCCGUUGGGUUCUUGGCUUCGACCGUUGCUGGCAUUAUAAGGGAAAUGGCAGCCGCGCUCGCAUGCGCGUCUUACGGGGUUGACAAUCAGUCCGAUUCCUUUCUUGGGUUCUUCGCCGCUUGACUUGACUGUUCCUCUCCGAACCUCCCCUUCUACCUCAACUCGCGUUCUACUCUACUUUCGUGGUGCUCUCUCACGGUUUUGUAACAUCGCAAGUCUUCUUCUGAUCCGUUCUUCAACCCGUCCCUGAACAGUCCGGAGAGCGUUCCACUAGGCGGAAGAGAAAUGCGGUUUCCCGCCAGCUGCAACCGCCACCACUAGUCGGAGCAUUGAGAUCGCGCGCCGUACCUUAUUGGGUGGUUCCUUUUUGUCCCUCCUAGCCCCCAAUGAUUCGCAGCAUUCAAAGGCUAGCUUCCUCUGCUGGGAGCUCGCCCUUCUUUCUCCGGACCAUACCGCGGGUUUCCCUCUUGAUACUGCUUCUCUCAGUCGUCUACCAGUAUUUCGUAUUCGGCCAACAUGAUCCCUACAAGUGCAACGCUUUGCUCUCCAACGGCACCUGGCGCUCGCGCCCCGGCUCAAACUUGCCGAGAGACGUCUUUUCGAAAUGGGAACCCGACAAUUGCAGAAUGCGCGAGAUGUCCCGCGAGGAUGUCUCGGAUUGCUUCGCAGGUCGUCACCUGGUUAUCAUUGGAGACUCAACUAUGCGCCAGCUCUACUUUGCUGCCAUGACUCGACUUGACCAUCACGUCGCCGAGAAAGCCAUUCUUGACUUCGCUGUAUCGGACGACAAACAUCAAAACCUCACGACGGAUGUCGAAGGCGUCAAUUUGGAGUUUAUCUGGGACCCUUGGCUCAACUCCACGAGUCUCCACGGCCAAUUGGCUCGAUUUCGGGACCGUCCCGGAUCCGCCGAUUAUGAGAAACUUGUUCGACAAGAAGGAAGAGGGUCACCAGCGCUCAUCGUUCUCGGCACUCCAGGUCUAUGGGCGGCGCGUCAGGGCGGUGACCGGUACUUGGAGCUCUUCAGGGAAGGCAUCAACGUCCUUAUGCCGUACCUGCACAAAAGUAUCGACGAAUUGAUGGUGUACCCCCAGAGCAACUCACAGUCAGCCUUUGCAGAGCUUUCUAACCAUGUCCUCAUGGCACCCGUGCCUGUUCCAGCCUACGAUAUGCUUACCACAUCCCGCGCCCGAGCCAUCACUCCUAAGAGGAUUGACGCCAUGAAUUGGAACCUGGAUCACCUGGAGCUGAACGAACAAUCACACAUCGCAUGGGCCUACAAUAGCAUGACUGAGGGACAUGACGACGCUAUGCUUGAGGACGGUAUACAUUCGGUCGACAUCGUGGCAGAGAGAAAACUAGAUGUCGUCCUCAAUGCCCACUGCAAUGCCGGUCUGAUUAGACGAGGAUACGCAAACCAGGUCACCUGCUGUGCACCGUACUCCCCUCUUCGUCGGAUUCAGCUUUUGCUACUUGGCCUCAAUGUAUUGACAAUGCCAAUCCUGUUUUUGAGUCGGCAGCAGGAUGCUUUUCCGUCUGCCCGAACGUCCCGCUUCAUGGAUACUCUUUUGGCGUUGGCUACCAUACUGAUCGUUGCGGUAUACUGCCUUAUCGCCGACCGGACUCACAUCUUCGCGAAACAGGACAAGUACUUUGACAUACCCGACUUUAUGUCACCUUUGGUUGGCUUAGCUAUUUUCGCAGCUCUGUCAAUUCGUUUCAAAGCACCUGUCUUGUCGUCGGCGAAAGGACUCACUACGACGUCCUUUCUGUCACGAGAGCAAACAGACGAGUGGAGAGGCUGGAUGCUGGUAUUCGUUCUACUGUAUAAGUACCACACCGCAUCCGAGUCCUUGGCGAUGUAUAAGGUACACAAGUUCCUUACGGCGACAUUCAUCUUUUUGUUCAGCUACGGUCACACGAUAUACUUCCUCCGCACCGAAGACUUUUCGUUACGCAGGGUCGCAUAUGUGUUAGGUCGGCUGAACCUGCUGACCUGCUUGAUCGCGUUCAUGGUAUCAAGCGAAUGGAUCAUCUACACUGCGCCACUAUUGACGUUUUGGUUCGCAGUCAUCUAUGCAACGCUGGCUUGCUUCAAGAAGUGGAACAGCAAUCCUGUUGCAUUCUUUGUAAAGGUUGUUGUGUUUGCUGUCUGCACUUCGUACUUGGUACAAAGCACCCGUACACCUGAGCGUUUUCUGUCAAUUCUCAAACGGGCUUGUGGGAUCUACUGGGACGUAAAUCCCCUGCGCGCCCACUUCGCCAUGGACCGCUUUAUACCUUACUUUGGCAUACUUACGGCGGCUGCGACGCACCGAGUCUCGGUUCUCAGGCGUCGCCAGCAUGGCAUCAACGCCGAAGCUUUCUUUGAAAAGAUCAACAACGCACUUGACCGCGGGUUGUUGGAAAUCACUUAUCCAGAACAAGACGCGAUUCCGGUGAAGCCGAUAAUGAUAAUUUUCGCCAUUGCGUAUCUCAUUGUUUUCAUCAUCCUUGCGUUCAUCGCCGAGGUAUACCACAAUAACCAGUCUUACGACACCUACCAUCCGUACACGAGCCCCUGGUUUGUGCUGUCGGCCAUAAUUACGAGAAACUCUUUCCGGAAGUUGCGAGACCUUCAAAUCCCGCCUGCGGCGGCUCUCGGAAGAAUGUCGCUUGAGGCCUACAUUUUGCACCAUCACAUAUGGCUUGCGAGUGAUGGAGCUGCGGUUUUGAGGAUUGGAAGCGGAGGCCGCCUACCGAGAGCAGCUGAAGUAACAAUCAUUGCUACUGUCUUCCUUUGGGCCUGCAACAGAUGCCAGAGUGCCACUGUCCGCAUCGUUAAGGGUUUGACGGGAGUAGAGGAGAGGGAGCAGGCCGAAGAAGUCUCGUUGGGUCGCAGCCUACCGGUUAAGGACGGUAAGAUAAGUCCUGUUCCAUGGCGUUCGGCGGCAGCCAUGGAAAAGGCGACAGAAAGAGGAAGAACGAAAGGCACCAUUGCGUCAAACAGCGCCUUGCGACUGAAGUUUGUGGGCUUCCUGGCUUUACUGUGGCUUGGUAAUAUGACUUAUGGUGUAUGAUGGGCAUUGUACGACAAUCCCGGGUUGGAACCGAAUGUUCCCUCUACCUGGAUUUCGCAAGGCAGACUUUCUGUAUUAAUGACUACACGAGGAAACGCUGCAGAGUUGCAGAUGAUACACUUACUUGUCGUCUAUCAGUGAGUCGCAUUGAAGUGGUAUGCUUUACUAAACAGUGACAGGGAUGAGGGGCUUGAGUUGCGUGUUUCGAGUCUGCUCCAUCUACCCACACAUGGAUCAAACUCCAGUGUGGUCUCUUGAAAACAAGCUUCGGCUCCCCGUCAGCCAAGCUGUCAUCGGCCCAAACGGAAAGCGUUUAUGCUUUGGCUUA
Colletotrichum scovillei is the source of this 3736-nucleotide messenger RNA. Its product is annotated as Cas1p-like protein. NCBI's taxonomy places the organism in Eukaryota, Fungi, Ascomycota, Sordariomycetes, Glomerellales, Glomerellaceae. The transcript is spliced from 2 exons. The record is from RefSeq and is a predicted model, not a curated record. The coding region runs from base 736 to 3408 and encodes 890 amino acids.